AUGUCCGCCGCUAAGACCCGCGCCCAGUCCCUCAUCGACGAGAACGCCGUCGUCGUCUUCUCGAAGUCUUAUUGUCCUUACUGCGACUCUUCGAAGAAGUUGCUCAAGAGCCUCAAUGCCAAGUUCACUGUGCUUGAAUUGGAUCAGGAUGAGGAAGGAUCCGCUAUCCAGAGCGCACUCGCUGAGAUCUCCGGCCAGCGCACCGUGCCCAAUAUCUACAUUAAGCAGAAGCACAUUGGUGGGAACUCGGACCUUCAGGCUAAGAAGGAUCUGAAGGAGUUGCUUGCCGAUGCUGGUGCUCUUUAA
Molecule: messenger RNA, 306 nt
Organism: Penicillium bovifimosum
Lineage: Eukaryota; Fungi; Ascomycota; Eurotiomycetes; Eurotiales; Aspergillaceae
Product: glutaredoxin
Exons: 2
Coding region: 1-306 (101 amino acids)
Biological process (GO): cellular response to oxidative stress
Cellular component (GO): cytoplasm; nucleus
Molecular function (GO): glutathione disulfide oxidoreductase activity
Source: RefSeq, a predicted model, not a curated record